This is a messenger RNA of Morchella sextelata, 1272 nucleotides long. RefSeq lists its product as uncharacterized. The coding region runs from base 1 to 1272 and encodes 423 amino acids. The transcript is spliced from 3 exons. The record is from RefSeq and is a predicted model, not a curated record. Lineage: Eukaryota; Fungi; Ascomycota; Pezizomycetes; Pezizales; Morchellaceae.
AUGGUUCAGAGGGGAGCUCGACUGGGCACAAAGGUAAUCCGGAAACAAGGUCAGGGUAGAGCAGCACCCAUUUCGAAACCCAGCGAGAAUGCAUAUCAGAGAGCACUCCCGGCAUCCCAGAGAGCACUGCCGGCAUCCCAGAGAGCACCCACUUCGGCACUCAGCCAGAAUGCAUCUCAGAGAGCACUGCUGGCAUUCCAGAGAGCACCGCCAGUACCCACACAGUCUAGGCCUUCUGAACCUGUUUAUUAUUCUCAUGAUUACAACUCUUCAACGCGCCAUAUCGAUCUUUCCUCAAUGCGCUCUCAAUACGGGGAGUCCUUACCUACUUACUGGCCAUAUCGUUCUUCACCUCCCAUUGACGGAAUUGGCGAGAGCUUUCUCAACCUCGACCUCAAUGUCGCUCGCGCCGCCCCCACCCCUACCGCCUCUGUCCCCGUUGCCGCUGCUCCCCCAGCUGCUACUGUCCCCGCCUUCAGGUCCGAAAAGUUUCCAGACCCUAAAAAAUUCGACGGCACCCAUACCAAGCUACCCGGAUUCACCACCCAACUCCGAAUGAAACUUGAGGUCAAUCAUGAUCGAUUCCGAAACGAGGCAGCAAAAAUUAUCUAUGCUGUUAGCCGCUUGGAAGGAAGGGCCCUUGACCAGGUUGUCCCACUCAUUAAUGCUAACCCUGCUGCCCCCUUCUCCUCUGUUACUGCCUUCGUUGCCCACCUGGAAGCCUCGUUUGGAGACACAGAUCCCCGGGGUACCACCCGUCGCCAACUCGUCGCCUUGAAGCAAGGCAAGGGGGACUUCGCCACCUAUUACUCACAGUUCCUCCGUAUUUACCCCUAUUGCGAGUUCCUAUACCGUUCCCUAUUACACUCUUCGUACCCUGCGGAAUACUCACUACUCAACCCCUUGAGAGUAGCCUACCUAAACUACAACGAAGGAGCCAAGAUCGAUGCCCUGGCCGAAGGACUGUCGGAAGAUCUGAAGGAUGCCAUGACAUACCGGACAGACAGGCCUAACACGGUAGAGGCAUGCGUGACCAUGUUAAUGACAAUCGAAAACCAGGUUCGGGGCCGUAAAGUGGAACAACGGGCCAUCCGUAAUACGAUGGGACAAUUUACCGCCCCCGCCGCUGUCGCACACCUAUUUCAUACCACCGGAGGCCUCGCUCCAAUGGACCUCUCCGCCCUCCAAGUCCGUCCCGCUCAACGCUCUACCAUCGAACAACGAUACACCUUUGUCAAAGGACAACGCAAAACCUCUGCCGCCGAAAAAUAA